Molecule: messenger RNA, 1143 nt
Organism: Priceomyces carsonii
Lineage: Eukaryota; Fungi; Ascomycota; Pichiomycetes; Serinales; Debaryomycetaceae
Gene: CEK2
Product: Cek2p
Exons: 1
Coding region: 1-1143 (380 amino acids)
Biological process (GO): intracellular signal transduction; protein phosphorylation
Cellular component (GO): nucleus; cytoplasm
Molecular function (GO): MAP kinase activity; ATP binding
Source: RefSeq, a predicted model, not a curated record
AUGGCAGCUCAUAAGAAGUUAAGUGGUCAUUCUAAGACUCGUAAAGUGAUUUUCAACAUAUCUCAGAGCUUUGAAGUGGUGGAAAUUUUAGGAGAAGGAGCUUACGGUAUUGUCUGCCUGGCGAUUCACAAGCCAACAGGAAUAAAGGUAGCUAUCAAAAAGAUUGAGCCAUUUGAGAAGCCCUUAUUCAGCUUAAGAACUUUAAGGGAAAUUAUGUUGCUUGACAAGUUCAGGAAGCAUGAGAAUAUUAUUUCGUUAUAUGAUGUACAAAAGCCAUUGAACUUCGAGAGCUUCAAUGAAGUAUACUUGAUCCAAGAAUACAUGCCAAGUGAUCUCCACAAGAUAAUUGCUACACAGAGUCUUACUGAUGAUCAUAUACAAUAUUUCAUAUAUCAGAUCUUGAGAGGAUUAAAGUUAAUCCAUAGUGCCAAUGUUAUUCACAGGGAUUUAAAGCCAUCAAAUAUUUUGGUUAAUGGAAACUGCGAUUUGAAAAUAUGUGACUUUGGAUUAGCAAGGCUAGAUACUUCUGCGGAGAAACUUGGAAAAUUGGAUAGGGCUCCAGAAAUUUCUAUGCUUACAGAAUACGUGGCGACGAGAUGGUACAGGGCACCGGAAAUAAUGUUAUCGUCGUCGCAAUAUACGACUUCGAUUGACUUAUGGUCCGUUGGGUGCAUUUUAGCUGAACUUUUCACUUGCUCUCCUUUAUUUCCCGGACGAGAUUACAGGCACCAGCUAAUAUUAAUAUUUCAAUUACUCGGAACCCCAACUGGAUCUGACUUGAGCAGUGUAAAAUCUCAUAGAGCUAGAGACUAUAUCAGAACAUUACCAUUUUAUGAGCCGUUGGAUCUCAAGGCAACAUUUAAUAGCCACCCUAAUAGAAUGAGAAGAUUUAAAGGUGAGGCAAUAAAUCCUUUGGGUUUGGAUUUAUUGGAAAAAUUGUUAGUGUUUGACCCUAAGAAGCGUAUUAGCGUUGAAGAAGCAUUACAUCAUCCUUAUCUAUUGACAUACCACGAUCCUAGCGAUGAGCCUUUUACUAGUCCGAUAUCAUGUGAUGAGUUUGAGUUCGAUAAAAGAAAAGACCAGCUAAAUGUAUUGGAAUUGAAAAGAGUCCUAUACAAUAAAAUCAUGAAUCAUAAAAAUUAG